AUGCCCCACUCCAUUCACAACAUCACCCAUCCAUUUGAAAAUGGAAACUACAGUGACAACGGUUACCGCCUGUGGUGGAUAAAGACGACGCCACCGUGUACGAUCACGGCAAGGCCAACUAGUCUUUGGUUGGAGGAGCUAUACGACUACGUCUUCUUGGGGGACAGGAUCAAAGGACCGUUUCGAACAGAUACAUGGUUCAACUUGACCGUCGAACCAACUGAGAAAUACACAACCAAUCCCCAGACACACAAUUCCACGUCAGUGAUUACAACAGAUGUAGGUCAGGAGCAGCAGAAACACGAGGCGAAAUUUUACCUUAUUGUCUCAGGUGUCUCUGUUAUAGCUGUUGCAGUGUCGGCUCUUCUCCUCGUGGGAAUGAUCAGAUGCUGCAUGUCAAGCUACAAGGCCAAGACCAACCAUAUAACUUACAGAGACAGCUGGAACAAUCACUUUCCUAUUGCCAGAUCCGCAUCGACAGGUAGCUCUCUGGGUCGGUUCAUCUCGUUUUUCCGUUACCCUGACGAGAGCCUCAGCGACAGCUUCUCGUUUGAGACACCCUCAUCUGGUACCUAUUCCUCUAGUCGCUUCAGCUUCAAUUCAUCUCACACCAGUGAUUAUACUUCAUCAUCAAGUUCAUACAGAUCUUCGAUAUAUUCUAGAAUCCGUACGCUCUUCAAUGGCCACCAUGAUAGAGACGACUUCUCCGUUUUUCGCCGCUCUUCUUCUGGAAAACUACUUACCACAUUUCAUCCACAAAGUUCAGAAGACACGAAUGUCGAAUCAUCAAGCGAGGAGACGUGCGUCCAAAGUGAAGACCCCCGUACAAACAGAAGAAUAUCAUUUAGAACGAUAAGGAACGCAUUCCGUAAUAGCUUACAAAGAAAUUCUGCAAGUAGUUUCCGAUCGAUAAGAUCAAGUAUUCAAGAGAGAAGGAAUAGAUCAAGCACAUACAGUUCGAUUCAGGAUACCUCCUAUUUGGAUGCCGAUGAGACUAGUAUAUCAACAGUUAGUGAUUCCGUUUUGAUCCCCCCAGGGGCAAGAAUGAAAGUACAACAUACUUACUUCAAAGGCUCUAAAGUUGGAGAUGAACCUAAUUCGCAGGAGAGAGGGAAUAGAUCAAGCACAUAUAGUUCGAUUCAGGAUACCUCAUAUUCGGAUGUCAAUGAGACUAGUCUAUCAACAGAUAGUGAUUCCGUUUUCGUUCCCCCGGAGCCAAGAAUGAAAGUACAACAUACCUACUUCAAAGGCUCCAAAUUUGGAGAUGAUCUUAUUUCGCAGACGACACAGAGUGGUGAGCGGUUGGUACCUGGUAGGGCAGAUGGCGCUUCUACAAGGGAUCAACACGAAAACAUAUCGGACGACGCACAGGACAGACCAGGAAUCAUCCAACCACGAAAAGUAUUACACACCUAUUUUAAAGGUCGCAAUAGGUUAAGCUCGGGUUCUAGACGGGUAAGUUUUGUAGGGAGACCACUGCCUUCCAUUCCUGAUCGACGGAGAGGAGAUGAUGACAUGGAGACCCUGAUAAACGACGUUACCUACCAAACCGUUACGUCAGGUCCGAUUGACAACAACUUAGUGCAUCAUGACUCCCGUAAUCUGCAGGCUGAAGUAGCACUUGUGCACGCGUCAGACGAUAGGGUAGAGAAUAGACUCACAUCGUGCAGUGAUGACCAGCUCGGUGUAGCAGAAUCAAACAUGGACCAUCAGCACGACCUUUCAAGGAAUACGUCGAAUUGCAGCCCAGAGUCUGAUGAAAAUGAGAUGCUGGUGGGUGCAACGGCGACGUCGGAAAAUAGUCAGCUGUACAGUGGAACGAACAAGAGAAAAAUCGCACAUAUUUAUUUUAGAGGAAAUACCCAAGCUUAAUCAUCAAUAUGUGUCUGUUUUAAGAGGUAUUUUUGUGAACGAGAAAGGAGUGUUGAUAAAUAUCUUUAGACUUGAGGGGGGUGGUAAUUUCACAGGGGAUGUGCUGCUGAAUUGAAAAUUUUCAUCACUAUGCAUUGCCGUAUAGGCAAAAGUUGUACUGUAGACCUUUUAGAAUAAUAAUGAGUGUGUGAGGUAUUGUAAAUGGACUAAAUGUCUUUGCAGCAAUAGCAUUAUGCAUCAAGAAAUAUGGUUAUUGUUCAAUCAUAUAUUGACGAGGACACAGGCAUAGUU
Messenger RNA from Strongylocentrotus purpuratus (purple sea urchin), 2163 nucleotides. RefSeq lists its product as uncharacterized. The transcript has 3 exons. The coding region runs from base 1 to 1872 and encodes 623 amino acids. NCBI's taxonomy places the organism in Eukaryota, Metazoa, Echinodermata, Echinoidea, Camarodonta, Strongylocentrotidae. The record is from RefSeq and is a predicted model, not a curated record.